Messenger RNA from Phyllotreta striolata, 987 nucleotides. The record is from the annotation of a GenBank genome assembly. NCBI's taxonomy places the organism in Eukaryota, Metazoa, Arthropoda, Insecta, Coleoptera, Chrysomelidae.
CUAACUCAAUGUCACUAGUGAUGAAGCUAUUAGUGACAAACGCCAGUUCCCCGGCAAAAUUCCAAUGAUGGACAUUCUACCGGAAGACCUGGCGGCCCAUCACUAUUUCUUCGUCGUGGCGCUGAUCGUGCUGGUGUCGUUGUACCUGCACGAUUUGUGCACGUCCAGGCGAUGCUCGUGCGACGACAACGAGAUGGUGUUGCACGUGUACUCCUACGACGGCAUCGACGGGCCCCAAUGCUGGAAGCAGUUCUUCGAAUCGGCCAGAGGCGACCGCCAAUCGCCCAUCAAUAUACUGUAUUCCAGCACCUUUCCGGCGGAGCCCGUUCGUCCGCUGGUGUUCUCCGAGGAAUUCCACAAAACUCCGACGGAAAUGCGACUGUAUAAUAACACCCACAACGUGGUGGUCUACGCCAAUUGGCGCCUCGGCAAACCGCCUUCCUUGUCCGGCGGGCCGUUGGAUGAGCAAUACAGAUUUCUAAAUAUGCGCUUUCGUUGGGGCCACAACGAUAAAGAAGGUUCUGAGCACAUGAUAGCUUCGACGCGUUACUCCAUGGAACUCCAAGCGGCUUUUAUAAAAUCCAGCGUUUGCGACGAAGACAUGACUUCAGCUGCUAGAAACGGUUCGCUGAUGAUGCUCAGUUAUCUCUUCAUGGUAACUCCCGUUGAUAAUCCGUAUUUGGAACCGGUCGUGACCGGUUUGAGGUACAUCAAGCACCCGCUUAGCUACGUUUGCAUCGAACCGAUUAUACUUUCGCUGUUGAUGCCGGAGUUCUCGAGAGAUUUCUAUGCUUAUCACGGUUCUUUGACUUUUCCGCCAUGCACGGAAGGUGUGCUUUGGAUCGUCAAGCCGGAGCCUUUGAUGGUGUCGUCCAGGCAAAUCAAUCAGUUUAGAAGGAUACGUAGCUACUGUGGAUACAUCGAGAAUAACGCUAGACCGGUAGAAAAAAUCAACGAUAGAAUAAUUGACUAUUACGGCUAAACUGU